CCCCGCCAAGGCUCCUUCUGCUACUCUGCUUCGCCUCCGUGUCGCUGCCGGAUCGCUCGAACUUCACCAACACUUCGUGAAAAACUCCUGAAAAAGACCCUUUGCAAUGGCCGAGGCAGAAGCAACCACAGAGCUUACCACCACAGGAGCUGAGGCUGCGGUCCCACAGAGCAAGAAGCGCAGGGCCUCAGAAAAUGGUAUUGCUGUGCCUGAACUCAAGAAUGGGCUGUCUGAGAAAACCAAAAUCAUAGACGAGAGCUAUUUUGCGUCGUAUUCCGAUAUAGAGCUGCACCGAACCAUGAUAGAGGACACGGUGCGCACUAACGCUUACCAGCAGGCCAUUUUCCAAAAUAUGGAGGAGAAUAUUCGAGGCAAAGUUGUUGUAGAUGUUGGCUGCGGCACAGGGAUUUUAAGCAUGUUCUGUGCUCAGGCAGGGGCCAAAAAAGUCUAUGCCAUAGAUGCUUCAAAGAUUGCAGUGCAUGCAAAACAGUUGAUAGAAGCCAAUGGCUUUAAGGAUGUGAUUACAGUUCUCCAGGGUAAAGCAGAGGAAGUUGAACUGCCUGAGAAAGUGGAUGUCAUUGUGAGUGAAUGGAUGGGAUACAUGAUGCUGUAUGAGACCAUGUUGCCAUCUGUCCUCUAUGUCAGAGACAAGUGGUUAAAGCCUGGUGGCAAAAUGUACCCAGAGCGUGCCGUGCUGUACAUGGCCUUGGGCGAAGCGCAGUGGAUCACGACAUAUGAGGAAGGAACCUAUGACUUCUGGGUGUCCCUCAAUCAUGUGUACAAUUUGGAUAUGUCGCUCUUGGCAGAUCAUGCAGUUGCAAGAUACAAAGACGUUGUUCAUGUUCAUAUGGUGGCUCAAGAAGAUGUGCUCAGCUUCCCAACUCCUGUCUGUGACUUGGACCUAAACACUGUCAAGGCAGAAGAUCUCCGAAACAUUUCGCACUCUUUCAACCUGGCUAGCAUUGGCUCUGGGCGGCUGAACAGUAUGGUUAUGUGGUUUGACGUUUGGUUCCCUGGUGGAAUGAAACUCUCGACCUCGCCUGACAAUGAAGACACGCACUGGCAGAACACCGUGCUGCCGCUGGCCACAGUCCCCCUUGAGCAAGACAACCAGGUCAAGGGGGAACUCCACAUCACGCAGGAUCUUACCAACCAUCGCUUCCUGAACGUGGAUCUCAAGUACUCCGUGAACAGCGGUGAAGAGAUAACAAGAUGUUUCAAGAUGGAUGAUAACUGCAAUGACAAUGACUUCUGAGUUGGGUUCCUCCUCCUCACCAUCUCUAGUCCAUCAGGCAAACAAGAAACCAAGUUGGAGUGGGGAUUAGUCCCAGGUGGAGUUCAAGUGAAAAGCAGUCCAUAACAGACUAGCAGCCAACUAAUGAUUUAUUUUUAGAUCUCUCUUCCAAAGACUGCCUCACUACUUAAAAGUUCUGUGAUCCUUGCCUUUGUUGAUAAAAGCAAGCUUACUUCUGUGGAGGUCUUUCACUUUGGGUACAAGAAUUUUCCCACGAGGAAGAUUUGAAUCUCGGUAGAGGACCACGUUU
This is a messenger RNA of Penaeus monodon (black tiger shrimp), 1544 nucleotides long. Its product is annotated as protein arginine N-methyltransferase 6-like. The transcript is spliced from 6 exons. The record is from RefSeq and is a predicted model, not a curated record. Gene Ontology annotation, molecular function: protein-arginine N-methyltransferase activity. NCBI's taxonomy places the organism in Eukaryota, Metazoa, Arthropoda, Malacostraca, Decapoda, Penaeidae. Gene Ontology annotation, biological process: peptidyl-arginine methylation. The coding region runs from base 107 to 1255 and encodes 382 amino acids.